GAACCUUCUCCUCACACAAACACUAUAAAUACCAAAACAAAAAACUCAAGAAAAUCAACCAACCAUAUUUUUUAGGAUUCAUCAAUGGAAAUUUUCAAGAGAAACAUGGGGACUUUCCGGGACGAAUUCGAAGGUGACGAGUUUUACGAUGAACUUAGAAGACAAGUAUUAAUAUUGACAGCAGAAGAAGAUGAAGAAGAUUAUGGUCAUCAAUCAAAUGCAAUCAAGAAUACAAACAGAGUUGAAAUGAAAUCUUCAGUGUUGCAACAACCUAAAGGAAUUCAAUUUUAUUGGUCUGGAGAUAGAGAGGAUAAUAACAAAGUUCCAAAAUGGUUAUCAGAUUUGUGGAGAAAUGGCAAUAGAGAUGAAGUGUUCAAUGGAACUGGAGUUUUCAUACCACAUAUUGUUAAAUCCAGAAGAAGAAAUAAGUCAAGAAGGAAGAACACUGAAAGAGGAAAAGCAUACAAGCCAGUGGCAACAGGAAACUGUUACUCCUAGUUGUUUUAAUCAUCAUAAUAAACUCAUUGUAUCACAUAUAUACAUGUAGACAAUAUAGUCAUACAAGACUGAAGUUUAGCUGUAUUAGCCAUGUAAAAAUUCUUUUUAAUGAAAUUUAAAACGCGAA
This is a messenger RNA of Lycium ferocissimum, 625 nucleotides long. RefSeq lists its product as uncharacterized. The coding region runs from base 85 to 498 and encodes 137 amino acids. The transcript has 2 exons. The record is from RefSeq and is a predicted model, not a curated record. NCBI's taxonomy places the organism in Eukaryota, Viridiplantae, Streptophyta, Magnoliopsida, Solanales, Solanaceae.